AUAUUUGCGUACACAGUAGCAUUACACAUACCACACGGUGUAGGCGUGGACAAUUAGUGGAACAGUUCCUUGGAUAUAGGUUAUUUUCACCAAUAAGGAAUUGAAAAAUACCUAUUUUCCCCAUUCCCACGGGGGUGUAGAAAAGGAUGGAAUACUCGAGGGACCUUAUUUGGUCCUACUGCAGCAACCCUGGGGCCGGUAAUUGCAAGGACGAGAUUCUUGCGAUUGUGGAAUCUCGAGCCAUGUCACUUUUCCAAAGAUCAAAGUUUCAAAACUUGCUGAAACAAAUGGAAACAAUCAUGGACAAAUGCAUAGAUUGUCGAAUACUGGCCCAAAUCCUCCUUCUGUUGCAAGAACUACUACCCAAAGCCAAGCCGGAAAUUGCCCUUGUAUGGAAUGCAAACCCCGAACGGAAUUUAAACUACAAGAAUUUUGCCCAUGAGAAAAAAGGUCAAAAGAUACGGAGUUGUACGAUGUGUCAUUUAGUACAAUCCAGCUCAGACUACUUGGAAAGAGAACUGGGCAAUAAAGGUCCAACCUCAAUUUUCACGGGUGAAUCUACGAAUUCUAAAGAGAAACGGGACAACAAAAAAGUCGAGGCAGAUGAAGACCAGCCCCGUGAUCUCUUCCUAAACUGCGUUCUCUGUAGAUCUACAGACAUCAAGAGAAUCGUCCUGUCCUGUGGUCACCCCAUUUGCAGAGCAUGUGGAUUGAAGGCUAUUGACAAAAUCAAAUCUUCUCCAGAAUCAAACCACUUCAUUUGUCCUGUGGAUCGCAACUUAUGUGGACUAGCAUCGUUAGAGACAAAAUUAGGCAAAGUGGUUGAAAAGCCAGAAGAGAAAUCACAUCAGCGACGUAGCCGUUCGACCAUGAGCAGCAGUAUGAGUAGCAGUAGUUCGAAAGAUGAUUUAGAAACUACUUAUCAGCAAACCAAGGAUGAGGUGGUCUGUCCUCGAUGCAAAGCAAUAGUUUAUCUAAAUUCAAGUCACGAGAGGCUGGCAGAAUGUCUUUCGUGCAAACUUUGUUUCUGUUCCAAAUGCUUUCAACCUUUUCAUGGAAAUAUGACCGACUGUUCCACGACACGUGGGACCAAGGGCGUGGGCGUCGAGAAAACAAAAAAAAUAUCAACUUCAAGUUCCAGCAGCAGUAGCGCUAAUAACACAAUGGAUCACCACCAUUCGGAGUCAGGAGCUAGUGCCAAGCAGUACGAAAUAGAUUUCUACAAAGACUCGAGCCAUGAUUUAUUCCGACCAAAUGAAAUUCAGGCUGCAUUUCAACCAGUCAGCGAUUGUCAAUUGGUAGCAGCUCGUGUUUCUGAAUGGCCGUGGGAAGUUGGCUCCGUAGGACUGACCCCCUCCCUCCAGUACCCGUCUCCAUAUGAAAGCCUUCGGGUUGGCCAUUGGGUGGAGGAUGAGAUUUUGGAACGAGUCAUGCAAAUCAUGAUUCACCAAAACCAGCUUCAAGAGGUAGUCGUCGUUCUGGAAAGUUUCGUAAUGACUUGGGGCCUUCGUAAAAGUCAGGGAGCAGAUGAACUUGCAAAGAUAUUGCAAGAAAAACAGAUAUUUGAAAAAGAUUUGGCGUUUGUCCUAAUCAAUUCUGAUGCCAAAGGUCACGGGGGCCACUGGAUUUUAGGCGUAAUAAUUAUCCCCAAACAGAAAAUUUUACUCUUGGACUCGGCUCUCGUUCUGUCAACUACGCACUAUCAAAAGUUUUUCUUUGGACUCUUAAAUAUCCUACACAUUGCACAUAAAGUUCAAGAAUGCAACAACAAGGACGUAUUUGAUCCAUCCCAAUGGAAGCUUUUUGUUAGUUUGGACGCUAUUCAGCAGAACAAUGCGUACGAUUGUGGACCUUGUGUCGUCUGUAAUGCGUUUUCCUUAGCCACCUGUGGAACUCAGUUGGACAGAAGACCAAAGAGUUUUUUGGUUCGAGAAUGGCUUUACCACACUUUGGUAAAUUUUAAUGCGAAGCAAGAUGAUAAAAGAGUUGGUACAAGAUCAACUGGUGGUCUCACUUUUCUUGACACAGAGCUACCUCGCAAAAACAGUACAUUUGCUCCAUCCGGGCUUAUCAUUCGAUUCAAGUUUUUUCAAAAUUCUAAAUUAGCCUAAAUGCUUUAAAUAAAAAUUACGUAUCAAUUAUUUGAAA
Molecule: messenger RNA, 2148 nt
Organism: Folsomia candida
Lineage: Eukaryota; Metazoa; Arthropoda; Collembola; Entomobryomorpha; Isotomidae
Exons: 4
Coding region: 147-2111 (654 amino acids)
Biological process (GO): proteolysis
Molecular function (GO): cysteine-type peptidase activity; deNEDDylase activity
Source: RefSeq, a predicted model, not a curated record